AUGACCACCGCAGGCCCCUCCCGUCCAUAUCGUACCCGCGGCGCCGACACCUGGUCCCCUACGCGCUACCUCGAGCCGAACCACCCCGACAACGAAGAGGUCCUCGAGCAGGCAGCGUACCAAGCGGCUGUCACGAAGCAUGGGGGUGAUAAUCGCAAGACGCGGUACAAGCCGCGGAAGACGGUGGACUGGCAAGGGGGCGUGGUCAAGUGGAGGCAGUUGAGCAAGGUUAGGGGAGUGGAGGAUUGUUUGCCUGCGAUUAGGCCGACCCCGAGUGGGUUGAUAGGGCUCCUCCCACCCGCCGCCCACCCUCUCAACCCCUCCACCUCCAUCCUAGACCAAUUCAUCCACACCUCCAUCAACAAAGAGCGCUCCCCCACGCGCGUCGUCGCCUGGACGCCCGACUGCCGCCGCCUCUUGACCGGCAACGACAAGGGCCAAUUCACACUCUGGAACGGCGCUUCCUUCAACUACGAAUCCAUCACCCAGGUCCACGACGACAGUAUCCGCGCCAUGGCGUGGUCGCAUGAUGGCCAAGCGCUCGUAUCGGCCGAUAAGCUCGGCAUGAUCAAGUACUUUACGCCGCAUUUGACCAAUAUAAAUGGGUUCCAGGGGCACCGGGAGGCGUGCCAUGGGGUCAGCUGGAGCGCGAAUGAUGAGCGGUUCGUGACAGGGGGUGAUGAUGGGUUGGUUAAGAUCUGGAACUUUAGAGAGGCCAGAGAAGAAAAGGCGUUGAGUGGUCAUGGUUGGGAUGUACGCUGUGUGGAUUGGCAUCCGACCAAAGGACUCCUCGUCUCUGGCUCAAGAGACAUGCUCGUCAAGUUCUGGGAUCCCAGAACGGGCAAAGAACUCAGCACACUACACUCCCACAAGUCCACCGUCAACACCUGCAAAUGGGCCCCAUCUGGCCACCUAAUAGCCACCGCGGGCGGCGAUGGGGGCAUCAAGCUCUUCGAUAUCCGUACCUUCCGGGAACUCGAUACCCUCAAAGGGCACACCAAAGAAGUCAACACCCUCGAAUGGCAUCCCAUCCAUCACCAAAUCUUCUCAUCUGGCGAUUCGUCCGGCGCGAUACUGCACUGGUCCCUCCUCGCUGCCGACCCUUCAUUACCCUCCGCGAAUGUCGCUUCGGCGCAUGACGAGGCGGUGUUCAGUCUGGCCUACCAUCCGCUUGGUCACCUGCUCGCUUCGGGCAGUAAGGACUUUACGGCGCGAUUCUGGGGCAGACCAAGACCGACGGGAGGGCACGAGAAGGAUAGGUGGCAUGUUGGGGAGGAGGAGGCUAUGCGAGGCCAGGGAGGCGGAUAUGGACAGCAGCAGGGCGGAGGGUAUGGCGGUCAGGGUGGAUAUAAUGGCGGUGGCGGAGGCGGAGGUGGGCACAGAUGA
Messenger RNA from Dioszegia hungarica, 1386 nucleotides. RefSeq names its product WD40-repeat-containing domain protein. Lineage: Eukaryota; Fungi; Basidiomycota; Tremellomycetes; Tremellales; Bulleribasidiaceae. Gene Ontology annotation, molecular function: protein binding. The record is from RefSeq and is a predicted model, not a curated record. The coding region runs from base 1 to 1386 and encodes 461 amino acids. Gene Ontology annotation, cellular component: mRNA cleavage and polyadenylation specificity factor complex. The transcript has 5 exons.